This is a messenger RNA of Protobothrops mucrosquamatus (brown spotted pit viper), 1390 nucleotides long. It is a transcript of the gene B3GALT2, whose product is annotated as beta-1,3-galactosyltransferase 2. The record is from RefSeq and is a predicted model, not a curated record. Lineage: Eukaryota; Metazoa; Chordata; Lepidosauria; Squamata; Viperidae. The coding region runs from base 123 to 1388 and encodes 421 amino acids. Gene Ontology annotation, cellular component: membrane. Gene Ontology annotation, molecular function: N-acetyl-beta-D-glucosaminide beta-(1,3)-galactosyltransferase activity. The transcript has a single exon.
UGCCAGUCACUAGCCAUCUGCCUAUAAAAGACGCAAGAUGAAUUCCAUGAAAUAGCAGUGGAUCCCAACAAAGAAAGCAUUUCCUUCAAUCAUUCUCAUAUCCAUUAUUGGAUACUUACAACAUGCUUCAGUGGAGAAGGCGGCAUUGCUGCUUUGCCAAGAUGACCUGGAAUACCAAACGGUCUCUCUUUCGCACACACUUCAUUGGUCUACUCUCUCUUGUGUUCCUUUUUGCUAUAUUUCUGUUUUUUAAUCACCAUGAUUGGCUGCCUGGGAGAGUUGGAUACAAAGAAAACCCUGUGGCAUAUACUACACGAGGAUUUAGAUCAACAAAAAGUGAAACAAACCACAGUUCUUUAAGGACCAUUUGGAAAGAUGCAGUCCCUCAAACCCUGAGGCCACAGAUGAUUAAUUCCAAUGAUACAGGAGCGUCACCUCAGGGAGUUACUGGUUUAGAGAACACGCUCAGUGCUAAUGGGAGUAUAUACAACGCAAAAGGAACUGGGCAUCCAGCUACAUAUCAUUUUAAAUACAUCAUCAAUGAGCCUGAAAAAUGCCAGGAAUCAAGUCCGUUCCUAAUACUUCUUAUAGCUGCAGAACCAGGCCAGGUGGAACCUCGGCAAGCCAUCAGGCAAACCUGGGGGAAUGAAAGCCUGGCACCUGGAAUUCAAAUAGUUCGGAUUUUUUUGCUAGGUUUAAGUAUUAAAUUAAAUGGAUACCUUCAGCAAGCCAUCCUAGAAGAAAGCAGGCAAUACCAUGAUAUUAUCCAACAAGAAUACUUGGAUACUUAUUACAACUUAACAAUUAAAACACUCAUGGGGAUGAACUGGGUGGCCACCUACUGCCCAAACGUUCCAUAUGUUAUGAAAACUGACAGCGACAUGUUUGUAAAUACAGAGUAUUUAAUACAUAAGCUUUUGAAGCCAGAGCUGCCUCCCCGGCAAAAAUACUUUACUGGCUAUCUAAUGAGGGGGUAUGCACCUAAUCGGAACAAAGACAGUAAGUGGUACAUGCCACCUGAUCUGUACCCAAGCGAACGCUACCCUGUAUUCUGCUCUGGAACUGGCUAUGUGUUUUCUGGAGAUUUAGCGGGAAGAAUUUUUAAGGUUUCACUGAGUAUCAGACGGUUGCAUUUAGAAGAUGUAUAUGUAGGCAUCUGUCUUGCCAAACUGAGAAUUGACCCAAUGCCCCCACCCAAUGAGUUUGUCUUCAAUCACUGGCGGGUUUCUUAUUCCAGCUGUAAAUAUAGUCAUCUAAUUACCUCCCAUCAGUUCCAGCCUAGCGAACUGAUCAAAUACUGGAACCACUUGCAACAGAAUAAGCACAAUGCCUGUGCCAACACAGCAAAAGAAAAAGCAGGAAAAUAUCGUCAUCGUAAACUGCACUAGAA